Molecule: messenger RNA, 1461 nt
Organism: Prorocentrum cordatum
Lineage: Eukaryota; Dinophyceae; Prorocentrales; Prorocentraceae
Source: the annotation of a GenBank genome assembly
AUGGAAUCGCCGGGCGAUUUCAAGCAGAGCGGCUCCAAGCGUUACGAUAUCAAUCGGAGGGUCCAGGAGGACGAGGAGGCAAUGCUGCCAGCGAUCGAGGAAGCGCCCGUGUUUCGCGGAGACACCGCGGCCAACCAAGCCAUUGGAGACGAGGCAUAUGUGAUCAAGCUCCAGGAGACUAACAUUCAGAAGUGUGUGGGCACGAUGGCGGACCUCAAGAAGAAGCUCGAGAUGCAGAUCGAGGUGCUGAUUGCCCAGAAGAAGGUGCUGAGUCAGAACCUGGCGCGCAGCCAGCAGGUGAACAACACGACGGCGGAGGGAGCGUUCAUGCUGGCGGAGAACACUCAGACCCUGGCCGACCAGAUCAAGAGCAUCGACGAGACCACGAGCGCGCUCAUCACAGCGCACGGGUCAUUGGCAUGGAAGUACGGCACACCCUUGCAGAUGGCAUCGACAAAGGAGUACAGCAAGCUCCAGCACGACGAGAAGGAGGACUUGCAGGGCCUGGCCAUGACGCAGAAGGUGAAUAGAGCCAUGUUCGAGGCGAAGGGGGCGAACAACGGCACCAUCCCACCGUGGAGGGCGGACGACCCGAGCUCGUGGAUCUUCUACGGGUGGACGCCGCCAAAAGGAGAAAUCCCAGUGUGGAACAAGGACGACCCGAAGACCUGGACGUUCUACGGGUGGAGGGAGCCUAAGAAGUGGGUCGACUACAAAGAGGGUAAGAGCUCCAAGCCAGAGACGCCAGAGGCGGCGGACACCCCCUGCAAGCCGCUCGAUCUGGCCAAACGCUUCUCGGGCGUCGCCUCUGUCUUCCCGUUCCGCGGCCGGUGCAUCAUCGUAGGCACGGAGCGCCUCGACGGCCGCGCAGGCCGCUCGCUGCUGCUGCCGGUGGACAUGGGCCCGCCCCUGGGCAACAAGGUGUUUAUCUGGGGAGAGCCCGUUCUCCGGAGGUACUACACCGUCUACGACCUCGCCAAGAAGCGGGUCGGCUUCACCCUCGCCCAGGAGCCGGAGGAGGGCGCGCAGGGCCUGCCGGCCGUCGGGGCGCCGCCUCCCGGGUCCCUGGUCUCGGGGGCGCCGCUGCCCCCGCGGGCCAAGCAGGCGGCCGAGCAGGCCCCAGCGCACUCCGCCGAGGUGGACGAGGAGGCAGCGAAGGAGGAGGACGACGAGGUCCUCAUCGUGAACAGGGAAGAGGCGAAGGAGGCCCCCGCCGCGGCUGGGGCGGCCGCCGCGCCGCCGGCCGCAGCCCCGGCGGGGCAGACCGCCUCGGCAGAGGCCCCCGCGGAGGCGACGCCAGGCGGCGGCGGCGGGAGCGCCGCCCUGAUGGCCGAGAGGGCCGCAGCGCGUGCGGAGCUGGAGGCGCUGCGCGCCGAGCGCGACCAGGCGAGGGCGGAGGUCGCGCGCCUGCGCGGCGAGGCGGCGGCCCCCGUGCCCCUCGCGCCCGUGAUCGCCGUGUGA